Messenger RNA from Staurois parvus, 1185 nucleotides. The record is from the annotation of a GenBank genome assembly. Lineage: Eukaryota; Metazoa; Chordata; Amphibia; Anura; Ranidae.
CAGAUUGGAGUCAGUAUGGCGGACGGUUCCAAAGUCUUCAAGAAGACCAGUCCUGAUGGCAAGUAAACCGUUUACCUGGCAAAGCGGGACUAUGUGGACCACGUGGAGUUUGUAGAGCAAGUAGAUGGAAUGAUUGUAAUUGACCCGGAGUACCAAAAGGAGAAGAAAGUGUUUGUGACGCUCACCUGCGCGUUCCGUUAUGGGCGGGAUGACAUGGAGCUCAUCGGGCUGUGCUUCAGGAAGGACAUCUACGUUCAGUCCUGCCAAGUGUCCCCGCCAUUGCCGGAGGAGAAGAAGACGCUGACCCCACUCCAGGAGAAGCUGAAGGCCAAGCUCGGGGCCAACUCCUUCCCCUUCAGCUUCAAUAUGGCAACCAACCUGCCCUGUUCUGUGACCCUGCAACCCGGACCAGAGGAUUCUGGGAAGGCCUGCGGCGUGGAUUUCGAGGUGAAAGGUUUCUGGGGGGACGACGUCGAAGAAAAAGUUUCGAAAAAGAACGCGGCGCGCCUCAUCAUACGAAAAGUUCAGUACGCCCCGGAGACCACAGGAUCGGCCCCGCAUGCCGACAUCACCAAGCAGUUCAUGAUGUCAGACAAGCCGCUGCAGCUGGAGGCGUCCCUGAACAAGGAGAUACAUUAUCAUGGGGAACCCAUCGCUGUCAACGUGAAAAUCAAUAACUCAACCAAUAAGAUUGUGAAAAAGAUCAAGAUCACAGUGGAGCAGGUCACAGAUGUCGUCCUCUACUCGCUGGACAAGUACACCAAAAUUGUUUGCAGCGAGGAGAUGAAUGACACCGUAGCGGCAAAUUCCGCCUUCAGCAAGUCGUACCAGGUGACCCCCCUGUUGGCCGAUAAUACGGAGAAGCGCGGUCUGGCACUGGACGGCAAACUGAAGCAUGGCGACACCAACCUGGCGUCCUCCACGGUCCUGCGCCCGGGGAUGGACAAGGAGGUGCUGGGGAUUCUGGUGUCCUACAAAGUCCGCGUGAACUUGAUGGCAUCCCGAGGCGGCAUUCUGGGAGACCUUAUAUCCAGUGAUGUAUCAGUGGAGCUGCCACUGGUUCUGAUGCAUCCCAAGCCUGCUGAAGAUACUCGCAGUGCGGAGGACGUGGUGAUCGAGGAGUUCGCUCGCCAAAAGCUACAGGGAGAGCAAGACGACGAGGAGGACAAGGAGGAGGCGAGCUGA